This is a messenger RNA of Pelagomonas calceolata, 860 nucleotides long. The record is from the annotation of a GenBank genome assembly. NCBI's taxonomy places the organism in Eukaryota, Pelagophyceae, Pelagomonadales, Pelagomonadaceae.
GACUGGAACAGUGGCUGGUGAGGGCCUGCAGUCGAGCGGCCGUCGGCGCCAACGGGCCGGCGGGAACGCAUCCGGCGGGAACGCAUCAGACGCGUGCGUUCAGGCGGGCAGCCUCGACGCCGCCGAGGCUGCCCCACAACCCAGCCACGAUGGCUGCCUUCGGCGGCGACGACGCGCUGGGCGCGAUGAUGGCGGCGACGCUGCCGCGCAGCACCAUGAGCAAAGAUCAAAUGCAGUCGAUAGCUAAUGGAGCCAGGCCAAAGACCGCCCGGCCCAAGACCGCGCGACCGAAGAAAGAAACAACGCCGUGGACCAAGGAGGACGUAAACAAGUUGAAGAAGGCCUGCAAAGACGUCCCGAGCACGGUCGAGAAGCAGCAGCGGUGGCGGCAGAUCAGCGGCAUCGUAGGACGGGGCAAACGGGAAUGCUACGACAAGUACAAGGAGCUCAAGGAGGCGCAAAAAACGAAGAACGAGCUGAAGAAGACGAUGACGCGCGCAGCAGAGGGGAGCACGUUCGAGGAACGCCUCGCCGCAUUGGGGCUCAAGGAGCCGGCCGCCGACGGGGCCGCCGCGCCGGCGUCUGCGCCGGCGCCGGCACCUGCAGCGCCCGCGCCCGCGCCCGCGGCGUCGCCGUCGAGCGCCUGGGGCGGCGGCGGCGGUGCCGAGCCGGCGCCGACGCAGACGCGGCGGCGGCCGCGGACGUUUUUUGGUGCGGAGGACCUCGUCAUCGACGACGGCGCGGAGGACGAAGCCGCGGCGCCGCCGCCGCCCGCGGACGAGCCGCCGCCGCAGUCGGGCCGGACGCGGUGCGUCGCGGCGAACGACCUCGUCCUCGACGAGUGCGGCGACGAGCUCUAA